AUGGAGCAUACUAUUACCGUCACUACGGUCCAAAGAACCAAGGCUGCAUCAAACCAUCACAUCCAGCCGAGUACGCAGGACAAGAUUGGCUCCCCAGUGGUGUCUCAAGCCAGCCAUGACUACUCUCCGCCCCCAUCAAAUAUUCCGGAGACACCUAUACCAUUGUGCAAACUGGAACUUCAGUCUUUGCCUGUUAACGUUCGGACCAUUGCCAAUCCCGCUCCCCUAGGUCUAUGUGCAUCGUUCUUCUCGAAUUGUGUCGCCCUCAUUGUGGGAGGUAUGAAAGUAGCAGGGGUCAGUAUGUCCUUGGCUUUGAGUUCUGGUGGUAUAGCGCAGGUGUUGGCUGGCAUGUGGGAAAUGGCGACUGGGAAUACUUUUGGCGCGACGACCUUUUGUUCUUUCGGUGCCUAUUGGAUAUCAUUUUCUCUGAUCUCGACUUUCGACGAUACCGAUGUUACAAGAAGUAUGGUAGAUCCAAUAUGUCAGAACGAGCUCUUAAUGGGCCUGUUCAUGCUGGGCUGGUGCAUCUUCACUACACUGAUGCUCUUGUGCACUCUCAAAUCUAAUCUUGCGAUGUUCUCUCUGUACUUUUUCAUGGACAUGAACUACCUUCUACUCGGCAUUGCGCACAUUCAAUGCAACUCUCAUGGCGAGAUUCCGGUUGCACUUGAGAGGACAGGCGGUAUUUUUGGUAUUUUGGCAGCGUCUUCGGCUUGGUAUAAUACCUUUGCGGCUAUUUCUGAUAUCAAUAACAGUUUUCUAAUAGUUCCCGUUGGUCAUUUCCCUUGGUCUACGGCUGCACAUCUUCGUCGGGUUAAGGCUAAAGAGGUGUGA
Penicillium psychrosexuale is the source of this 834-nucleotide messenger RNA. RefSeq names its product acetate uptake transporter family protein. Gene Ontology annotation, cellular component: plasma membrane. The record is from RefSeq and is a predicted model, not a curated record. The coding region runs from base 1 to 834 and encodes 277 amino acids. Gene Ontology annotation, molecular function: acetate transmembrane transporter activity. The transcript has 3 exons. Lineage: Eukaryota; Fungi; Ascomycota; Eurotiomycetes; Eurotiales; Aspergillaceae.